Nezara viridula (southern green stink bug) is the source of this 361-nucleotide messenger RNA. The record is from the annotation of a GenBank genome assembly. Lineage: Eukaryota; Metazoa; Arthropoda; Insecta; Hemiptera; Pentatomidae.
CUAUAUAGUUGACAAAACAGUGCUAUUUGGCGAAUGCAACAUGAGGCUUUGGACAUUCCUGAUUGGUUUUCUAUGCUUUGCUGGUCUUGUUGUUUCACAGACAACCACACGAUGUGGAAAAGUUUGCAACAAGAUGUAUAGUCUAGUUUGUGCAGAGCAGCCCGAUGGAAAUGGUGGAACGGAAUACAAAAGAUUUUCAAAUCGAUGCGUAAUGGAAUCCGAAAACGAAUGCCAUAAUGGUAAAUGGCGUGAGACGAAUUUAAGUCUUUGUGGUUCAUCUACAGAAGAAUAAUACAUAUAAAAGAUUACUGGAUAUUGCAAUGAAGCCAUUAUGUUGAUUGUUAACAAUAAACGAUAUUAG